This is a messenger RNA of Marchantia polymorpha subsp. ruderalis, 4980 nucleotides long. Lineage: Eukaryota; Viridiplantae; Streptophyta; Marchantiopsida; Marchantiales; Marchantiaceae. The record is from the annotation of a GenBank genome assembly.
UUGCUUGCCAUUUUCUCUCUGUUAAUAGUUCUCGUGGGCAUUGCAAAACGAGUUAUAUGAGAGAAACUCUUCCCGUUCCUGUCUUAAGCGGUGAAUCAAUUGUCGGUUCAAAACACUGUUUCUGAGGAAUUGGAAGGAAAUCCGUCAGAGAAUCGCUCCAACCUUCGGUACACAAUUUCAAUUUCUGCGUCAAUCUGGAGGAAUUGGAAGUUUGAUCAUUAACGUCGUAGCUACGAUUGUCCAGGGCACGGGCUCGUGCUCCUCACAACACCUUUCUUUCCUUCCCAUUUAAUGGAGGGCAGCUAAAGACUGUAGAAUGUAUUGAUCGACACCACUUGCGCGGUUUGUUUACGUUCCAAGCUUUUCAACAAUCUGUAAGCUAUGUUAAUUCGAAUCACACAAUACUGCAGGAGUCUCAAAUCACAAAACUGGACAGCGCUCGUGAAGGCACAUUGAAGUAAACUUCAGCUCUGAAAAGUUCAACAAGAGGAAGCAUGUAGCACAAUCGAAUGGUGGACUUAUUCUGAAUCGGCCCGCGCUGAAGGUUUUUGAAAUGGGUCCGAAUCUUGGAGGAGAAUUACCAUUUCGAAUUGGAUGGACAGGGUAUUCUGGGCAUCUCUGGGUUGAGCCCAGAAGUUCCACCUCUCAAAACAGUCCUUUGGAUGACCUUCCCGAUCUUAUAUUGCCCCCUCCUUUCCCUGCGGAAACUCCAGAGCAGAUCCGGAAGAAAAUAGAGGACGAGUAUCUGUCCAUCUCUCUUGAUGAUGAGCUUGACAGUGUAGCAAAAACUGGGAAAAGCUGGGAUUUUGAUUGGUAUGGAGAAGGUCUACGACGGUUAGAGCCGUCACAACCACAAGUUGCUGUGGUUCCUGUCUACGAACCACCAUUCAGGCGCCUCAAUAGAAAAGGCUUAAAGAUUGGGAUUGAUUCAACUCAAAUUCCAAAUGAAACCUCGUCGCAAACGAAUCUUAAUGAUCCUUGGAUUCCAGGGUAUGAACAGGUCGAAGUUGUCCAGUCGUCUGAAGGAGCUCAUAAUUCUUCAUCAGUACUUCGGAGGCCUGGUCCUCCUGACCACUUUGUUAGAGGAAGCUCUGGUAACCAACCCUUCCUGCCCGGAGGAUUUGACUUUUCUCAAACAUCAGAAAGAUACGUUUCCACAGGAGCUGUGAACGGUGAAUGGCUGUCGGAAAUUUUACAUGGAGGUCCCCUACAGACGAUUCCUCCAGGCUUCAAACGUGGUUUGGAUCUUGGUGCUCCUGAACCAUUCUUGUUCAAACCCCAGGAAGAGAGCUAUGUGGACAUGUCGUCAACUAGGGAAGCAGGAUCGGCCCCCUUUGAUGACCUGUUUAGAAAGGCCUGGGAAGAAAGUGAUAUUCCGGAAGAUACGGAGGAAGAGAAAGAACUUUCGGAUGAAACUGCCGAGGAUGAAGAGAAAGAUACUUCAACUCAACUUUCAGAGAGUCGAGAGCAGGACCCCGAGCUUGACAUAAUCUUCUCUGACAUUAAAGAUGAAAUACUAUCUAGCCUACAGACAGACCAGAAGAAGGAUGCGAAGAAAGGGGAGGUAUGGGCUGUAAUGGAAGCAAUCCCAGGAGUUACUGAGAGAUUCAGUGAACUAGUGCCAGAUAUGGCUAUGACUUUUCCAUUUGAACUGGACGCUUUUCAAAAAGAGGCUAUAUAUCAUCUCGAAAGAAACGAGUCGGUGUUUGUGGCUGCUCAUACAUCAGCAGGGAAGACUGUUGUUGCAGAAUAUGCAUUCGCUUUAGCUACUAAACAUUGUACAAGGGCGGUGUAUACGUCACCUAUCAAGACUAUCAGCAAUCAGAAGUUCAGAGACUUCAGCGACAAAUUUGAUGUUGGUCUUCUGACUGGUGAUGUAAGUUUACGACCAGAGGCUUCCUGCCUUAUCAUGACUACCGAAAUUCUGCGGUCCAUGCUCUACAAAGGUGCCGAUAUUGUGCGAGAUAUCGAAUGGGUUAUUUUCGAUGAAGUUCACUAUGUUAAUGACGUUGAGAGAGGAGUUGUUUGGGAGGAGGUCAUUAUCAUGCUACCAGAGCAUGUGAAUAUGGUCCUCUUGUCUGCCACAGUGCCAAACACAUUUGAGUUUGCAGAUUGGAUAGGCCGGACCAAAAAGAAGAAGAUAUAUGUGACAGGAACCACCCGGAGGCCUGUUCCCCUAGAACAUUGUUUAUAUUACUCGGGAGAACUUUACAAAAUCUGCAGUAUGGAGAAUUUUCUUCCUUUGGGAAUUAAGGAGGCUCGUGAUGCCCACCACGUAAAGACUGCUCCAAAGGUUGCCAGUGGCGGUGCUGCUCAGGGCCGAGGUGCCGGAAACGCUCAUGGUAGAGGUGGAGGACCUGGUAGGGGUAAUACAUCUCACGGUGGAAAGUCUUUUGGAGGUAAGGGAGGAAAUCAAGGAGCUGGUGGGCGUGGUAGCAGUGGAGCAUGGCGAUCGGAGACAUCACAAUGGUACUCCUUCGUCAACUAUCUGUUGAAGAAAGGUUUACUUCCAGUGGUUGUCUUUUGCUUCUCCAAGGUGCGUUGUGACCAGUCAUCUGAUAGCUUGACAGCAACAGAUUUAACGACUAGCUCCGAGAAGAGUCAGAUCAAAGUCUUCUGUGACACAGCAUUUUCUCGACUUAAAGGAUCUGACCGGCGUCUCCCCCAGGUUGUAAGAGUAGAAGAUUUGCUUCGCAGAGGAAUUGGGGUCCACCAUGCUGGCCUUCUUCCGAUUGUUAAAGAGGUGGUGGAAAUGCUAUUCUGCCGCGGUGUCAUCAAGGUUUUGUUCUCUACAGAAACUUUUGCCAUGGGAGUAAAUGCUCCUGCUCGAACGGUUGCUUUUCACAGUUUCCGGAAGCACGACGGGAAGUCGUUCAGGCAGAUACUCCCCGGCGAGUACACCCAAAUGGCUGGCAGAGCUGGACGGCGGGGUUUGGAUAAGGUCGGGACCGUGGUUGUUAUGUGUUGGGAUGAUAUUCCUGAAGAGGGAGAUUUAAGGCGCCUUCUAACUGGAAAGCCUACUAAGUUGGAAUCGCAAUUUCGACUCACUUACAGCAUGAUCCUGAAUCUUCUUCGUGUUGAAGAAUUGAAGGUUGAAGACAUGUUGAAGCGGAGUUUUGCCGAGUUUCACGCUCAGCGUGCACUUCCAGAACAGCAGCAGCAGCUUCUUGAACGAGAGGGUGCCCUGUCGAAGAUGAAUGCUACUAUCGACUGUAUACUUGGUGAGCCGACUGUUGAAGAAUACUAUGCGCUGGCUAUCGAAGCAGAAAAAUUAGGGGAGAUUGUGCAGGAGACAGUUAUGCAGUCACGCGCAGCUCAACAGGCUCUUUCCCAAGGCAGGGUCGUAAUUGUUAAAACCCCUCAAGUGCCUGUACCUUCCUUGGGAGUCGUUGUAAGAGCCCCUUCGGGCACUAACAAGGCAACUGUUGUCCUUGCCCUCCAUCGUGGUCCAGUUCCCAUCACACCUUUGAUUGCUACCAGCAACGCAACGGGUUCCGUACUCUCAACGAAGAAGCUUGCCGAAGAAGGUUAUUUCAUCAGUCGGAAGGAAAACAGGAGCCUUGAUGACGAGUACUCUGUGUCGUAUGGAUCAUCCCGGAAGGGGUCAGGCACUGUAAAGGUCACUUUUCCUCAUUAUGGAACGGCAGCUGGAAUUGGAUAUGUAGCUUUGGAAGUGGAGAAUAAGAAUUUCGUAAGUAUAUGUAAAGCGAAAAUCAAGAUUGAUCCUGCGCGUUUGCUGGAGGAUGUAAACGUCACAGCGUACUCUUCUGCAAUCCGGCAACUCUUACUACUCGAGCAAGAGCAUACAGAUGAAGAUCCCCCUGCACUAGACCCUCUAAAAGAUCUGAAGCUGAAUGACCUAGAUAUAGUCGAAAAGUAUCGUAAGAGAUCCGCGCUUCUGAACAGGAUGGCUCAGAACAAGUGUCAUCGAUGUCCGAAGUUGCAAGAGCAUUAUGUUGUCGUAAAAAAUCAGCACCUUCUCCAGGAAAGAGUAAAGCAGCUGAAAUUUGAGCUCUCUGAUGCCGCUCUACAGCAGAUGCCCGACUUCCAACAGCGUAUCGAAGUCUUGCAGGAGGUGGGAUGCAUUGAUGCUGAUCUGGUAGUUCAACUGAAAGGACGAGUGGCCUGCGAAAUUAACAGUGGAGAUGAACUCAUUGCCACUGAAUGCUUAUUUGACAAUCAGCUUGAUGAUCUCGACCCUGCAGAAACAGUUGCUUUGUUAUCCGCUCUUGUCUUUCAACAAGAGCGGACAGCCAGUGAACCCCUCCUGUCCCCGCAACUGGCAGCAGCCAAGGAAAGGUUGUAUAUGACUGCUGUAAGGCUAGGAGAGAUUCAAGCCCACCAUGGUCUUCCAAUAAAUGCCGUUGACUUUGCGCGCGGGACCCUCAGAUUUGGACUAGUGGAGGUCGUUUACGAGUGGGCGAAGGGCACACCUUUCGCCGACAUAUGUGAACUCACUGAUGUCCCAGAAGGAUCUAUUGUGCGAACGAUUGUGAGGCUUGAUGAAACAUGUAGGGAGUUCAAGAACGCAGCUCGCAUCAUAGGAGAUUCCUCGUUGUUCAAAAAGAUGGAAGAAGCAUCUCAAGCCAUUAAAAGGGAUAUUGUUUUUGCGGCCAGCCUUUAUGUUACAGGCCUUUCUGCCACCACAACGAGCUCUUCGUGACUUCUGCAACACAAGGAAAUGCUCCUCAAUUCUGUAUUUUGUAAGAUAAGUGUCAGAUGUUGCUCAUACCGAUAUGUUGCUCAUUUGUCAACAUCUGGACAUUCGGAGUUAGUUGAGAGCUUAGAGCAAUUUAUAUCUGGUCAUUGCAGGCUGUUUGUGACUUCAGCAGAAAAUGUAGAUUUUGGCCAAGAAUUAAAGUCAGACAUAACCUGUAUUUUGGGUGAAUUGCAUAACUUUAAAGAUUUCAAUGCUUCGAUCGGGCAGUGUACACAUAUUUUCCCCAUGUGGGAUCUCAACGAGUUUAGCAGUUCUCUAGG